AUGCCUCAAUUGAAAUCCAAAUUCAAUCGGUUGAGAAAGGCACAUCGAGAAUUUUCUCAUCUUUUGGAACAAAUUGGUAUGGGAUGGGAUCCUCAAACAAAUACUGUUACAGCAAGUGAUGAAGUAUGGGACACUUAUCUAAAGAGAUUUCGAAAAAAAGGAUUGCAACAUUAUGAGAUGCUUGGAGAAAUAUUCAAUAAUACAACAGCCACUGGUGGUAUGAGUUAUGCCUCCACUCAACUUCCGCCUUCUUCAGUUGAGGAACGCCAACAAGAGCGUCAUUUUGUUGGCACUGGAGCACAUGUUGAUAUUGAUCUUGAAUUUGAUGGUGAUAAUUAUGGAGAGGAAGAAGAAGUUACUGGUGUACGUUGUCGAGCUACUUCUGCUCCACCAGAUGCACCAAAACCAAAAGAGAAAAAGAACAAAGGGGCUAAUUCUGCCUUCGACCAAGUGAUGGGAGAACUUGCAAAAAGUAUUUCUGCUAAGACUGAGGCAUCAUUAACACGGAGUGAGACUAUGCAUAAGUAUUAUGAAUUGAGAGAAAAAAUAAUUAGUGAGGAAACCAGCAAUGUCACUAAUUCUUACAAUGUGGAAGAUUGUCAAAGCAUUCUUGAUGGUAUUCCAGAUCUGGAUAACAAAAUAUACCUCAAAGCGUUGCAUGAGUUUGUAGCAACCCCAGAAUGGCGCGGAAUAUUCAUGAGAAUGAAUAAGGAGCGUCGACGUGCUUAUCUUGAUUCAUUGUUGGAGUGA
Humulus lupulus (European hop) is the source of this 750-nucleotide messenger RNA. Its product is annotated as L10-interacting MYB domain-containing protein-like. Bases 1 to 750 code for a protein of 249 amino acids. NCBI's taxonomy places the organism in Eukaryota, Viridiplantae, Streptophyta, Magnoliopsida, Rosales, Cannabaceae. The record is from RefSeq and is a predicted model, not a curated record. The transcript has 2 exons.